Messenger RNA from Cyprinodon tularosa, 1919 nucleotides. RefSeq names its product phosphodiesterase 9A like (gene pde9al). The record is from RefSeq and is a predicted model, not a curated record. Gene Ontology annotation, molecular function: 3',5'-cyclic-GMP phosphodiesterase activity. Gene Ontology annotation, biological process: cGMP catabolic process. Bases 257 to 1789 code for a protein of 510 amino acids. NCBI's taxonomy places the organism in Eukaryota, Metazoa, Chordata, Actinopteri, Cyprinodontiformes, Cyprinodontidae. The transcript is spliced from 19 exons.
UCUGUCUCAUCACUCACAGCCUUCCUCUCCUCUUCACUGCCUCCAGUUUGCAUGUGGUUGUUUACGUAUGAACGUGCCUUCAUGUGAGAUGUGAGUAAGCCAGAUCUUCUUCACUUGGGACCUUAUUUUCAGUCUCCACCGGGAAGGCUGCACUACUGACACUCGGAUCCUGAGAAGUGGAGCCAUUGUGUUGGUUCUUUGUUUUAUUUGGAUUCCCAAAGCAGAACCUCUUUCGUUGUGCAUCAGAGGAGACACCAUGGGGUCCAGUUCCUCCUCUUUCCCUCACCGAAACAUUUACCUGGAUGUUGAUGGGAAGGUGCAAAAGGUGGUAUUCAGUCAGCACAGCAGUCCAUGUGACAUCAAGGAACUUUUAUGUUCCUCAUCCAACCUUCCCAGGAACACAGCAAUCAAGUUGAUAAAUCCAGAAGGGGCCAUGGUCUCUAUUGAUGCCACAGUGCCGGCCAACUCUCCAAAUUUUCUUUACAAAGUUGUCCCAUUGUCCACCAGUCAGCCACCAGAGAGAGAGGACAUGUUUCAGAGCUUGUUAACUCAGGUUGCUGAGCAGUUUACCAGAGCCUUUCGCAUUAAUGAGCUGAAGACUGAAGUCACCAACCGACUGGCAGCACUGGAGAAGAGAGUUGAAAUGGAGGGCUUGAAAGUAGUCGAAAUUGAAAAGUGCAAAAAUGAUUUGAGGAAACUUCGAGAUGAAGUGACAUCAAGAGGUGGAAGCAGCUUCACAGAUGAAGGGAAGAAGGUCACACCGAGACGAGAUGUCCCCACCUACCCGAAGUACACACUUUCUCAGGAGACCAUUGAGGCACUGAAGAAGCCAACAUUUGACGUUUGGCACUGGGAACACAAUGAGAUGCUAAGUUGUCUGGAAUUCAUGUACCAUGACUUGGGACUUGUGAAGGAAUUCAACAUGAAUCCCAUUAUACUUAAACGCUGGCUGCUGGCAAUCCAGGAAAACUAUCGCGAUAAUCCCUUCCACAACUUUCGUCAUUGCUUCUGUGUUAGUCAGAUGAUGUAUGGCAUGAUUCACCUCUGCAGCCUGCAGGGGAAGCUGACACUCACAGAUUUGGGCAUUUUAAUGACAGCUGCAGUGUGUCAUGACCUGGACCACCCUGGCUACAACAACACGUACCAAAUCAAUGCUCGCACAGAGCUGGCAGUGCGCUACAAUGACAUCUCCCCUCUGGAAAACCAUCAUUGCGCUGUGGCUUUUCAGAUUCUGUCCCUUCCUGAGUGCAACAUCUUUGCUAAUGUCGAUCCAGAGACAUUCAGAAAGAUCCGACAGGCCAUUAUCACUCUAAUUCUGGCCACGGACAUGGCUAAGCACGGUGAGAUUCUCGAAGGCUUCAAGCAGAAACUGGACAACUUUGAUUUUAACAAUGAGGAGCAUGUUACAUGUCUAAAGAAGGUGUUGAUUAAGUGCUGCGAUAUCUCCAAUGAGGUGAGGCCAUCUGAGGUUGCUGAGCCCUGGGUGGACUGUUUGCUGGAAGAGUACUUCAUGCAGAGCGACAGAGAGAAGUCUGAGGGACUUCCAGUAGCUCCCUUCAUGGACAGAGACAAAGUUACCAAACCGACAGCUCAGAUUGGGUUCAUCAAGUUUGUCCUCAUCCCUAUGUUUGAGACUGUCAUGAAGCUAUUCCCUCAGAUCGAAGAAAUCAUGGUUCAGCCUUUGAGAGACUCUCGGGACCAUUAUGAGGAGCUGAAGCAGCUUGAAGACUCAAUGACAGAGCAGUCUUCUUUCAUGAGCCGAUUGAGGAAAGACUUGAAAAGUGAGUGAGGCCCCGGUGAAGACAUCCAGUGCUGACUACUAAAACUGAUUCUGAGGAUGACAGCUGAAGCAGAGGGCCGAGAUAUGAGUGUUAUAGCUCUUCAGCAGGCUGAGCUAAAAUUAGUCAAUGCAUAUCUUU